GACCCCGCCUGCUCUGGCCAAUACGGUCCGCCCCGGACUCGGUGUGAGCGGGUAACAGCAGUAUUUAUGUGUGUUUCGGCAUCUCUUUCAUCAGUGACUGUCAUCCCGCAGAAGUCACCGCGCAGGGCGGUAUGAUGUAGAUCCUAUUUGCGCUCGAAGACUUGUUCGCAGGUGCAAAGCGAUUGUCGGCGCGCGGACUAACUGGCAGCACCCACGACCAACGAGAAGCCGACCGGGAGCCGAAGGAACCUCGGGAACAUCACCGGAGCUUUUGUCAAGACAAACAAGUGCUUUGUAUUCGCCGCGGAGCUCGAGCGCGCAGGGCCGGGAUCGAUGGGACUGGAAUGUGGCUGUUUCGCCGGAGAUUAGACUGUCGGACGAGCGAAGCCGAAGCACGGGACCGGGAUCUGGGAGAAGCGGGAUGCUGAACCGCGGUCAGGGUGAGCGCGCACCGCCAAGCCACGUCUGGACGCUUUGUUCGGAAUAACACGAUCGCCAGAGACGUCGGUUCGUACACGCCGACGCUGUCAUUUGUGCAAAACGCUUCCUCAGGUUGAGAUGAUGAUGCUACAGCAACACUUUGAAGAGCCCCACUAGCUAGAACGCUUCUGAUUGGCUCCUCGUCUGUUGCUAUGGAGGGGGAGGCUGCCUUUCUAUUGGUUAAUACUGCCUGGCCAGGAGCUGGUAGAUUGAUGUGGACGCGAGGUGUACCCUGAUUUCCCAGCCCCUCCCCCUUCCCUCAGUCACCCCCUCCCUACAACCUGGUCACUCCAUCCAGCACACUGAGGUCACCAUGACGUCCACCUUGCAGACCCUAGCCUCUAAGCUGGCCCCUCCCUCAAAGGAAGCCGGACCCGAGCAGUUGGAAACUUGUAACGACGGCGUUGGGCGCCGUUAUGAGGUGGUCCCCUCAGUGGUCUGCUCUAUGUGCUGUCUCUUUGGAAUCAUCUAUUGCUUCUUUGGUUACCGCUGUUUUAAGGCUGUACUCUUCCUCACGGGGCUCAUGUUCGGUUCUGUAAUCAUCUUCCUGCUCUGUUACAAGGAGCGAGUACUGGACACGCAGCUGAGCGUGGAGGCCAGCGUGGGCAUCGGCCUGGGCAUCGGCACCCUGUGCGGCCUGGUGACCAUGCUGGUGCGCAGCGUUGGGCUCUUCAUGGUGGGGCUGCUCCUGGGCCUGCUGGUGGGCAUCGGGACCCUGAUAGGGAUGGAGGAGCUGUCGUCCAACCCCCCGCGGUCGGUAUGGGUGCCCCUGGGCGUCCUGCUGGGGCUGGGCAUGCUGUUCGCCGUCCUCACCCUGCAGUGGCAGAGAUGCUUCACCACCCUCUCCACGGCCGUGUUUGGGGCUGCGGUGAUAGUUGUGGCUACGGAUUAUUUUGUGGAGCUCUUCGCGCUGGUGAGGUACAUUUACGAGCGGGUGAAAACGGGCCCCCCGGAGCCGGUGUGCUGGACGACGUGGGUGGUCCUGGGAGCCUGGCCUGCUCUCGCCCUGCUGGGUGUUUUGGUGCAGUGGAGAGUGACGGCAGAGGGCUACUCCCACACGAAGGUGAUGAUCAGUCGCCAGCAGCGGCGGGUUCAGCUCAUGCGUAUACGUCAGAAGGAGGAGAGGAGGGAGAGCAGCAGGAAGAAAAAGAGGAAGCAGCCGCAGAACGCACACCACACACAUGCUGCCAAAGCCCUGCACCCAGAGCCCGCCUACCGCAGGAAACCCAACCCUAUACGACGCUUUGAUGGAGACGUGCUUUCUCCUAGCUAUAUCCAGAGUUUUCGGGAGAGGCAGGUGGAUGGGCGCGCUUAUCCAGCGGGAGGGCUGAUGACUGCGGGUCACACAAGUGUGGAUAUGGACUAUGACUGUGGAUCCAGGGUCCCUCUCACUUCCGGGGUCGGACCACACGUUCGGGUCUGACCGCACACACUUCUUCACAAACCCGGCCCCCAUCCCCUUACACACACUUCAUCCGGUGCUGACCUGACCCCGGGUCCCGCAUGCACAGAGGCUUGGGUCUCCUCACCAUUCAGAACUAAACAAUGAAAGCACUUCUAACUAUAACACCGGACGCAUCAUUCAGAGACCACGGUUGCAUUAAAGAGCUGCUUUCACAAACACGGUUACACUAACACACUUUACCCGAACAUGUGCCUAAGAUGUGGCAUUCUGUUCAACUAAUAAGAAAACCAUUAUGAGGUGGUAAAAAAAAAUAAUAUAUCUGGGCUCCAUUCUGUCAAAUUAUUUUGAAAGAAAAAAAAAAAAAGUCUGUGGUGAAUUAGUGUGUUACCCGUUCAUCAAUGUUUCACGAUAUUGCGUUUCCGUUUGUGACAAAUUCAUCGGUUGGUGCUGAAUCUCGUCUUUGUACUACAACGCUGACUUCGUUUUGAAGUCAGCCGUUCCUCCUCUCAUAGUAAAGUCCGUGGAUUCCACCAGUCAGUGUCUGUACUGUGAGGUCCCGCAUUCUGGCCCAGGACUGUACCAAAUACCGUCGAGCAGGGGUGCCUUCGAGACACCACUAAGAAACUCUCUCAGGAGAAUCCAACUCCUUAGCCUUGUUUCAGAAAGGCUGUAGGGCAAAGAGCCAUAUUACUGCUGAUCAGAGCCACCUGGUCCACUCUGGGAUGCAGAUCUGAACGCCUGGUGAUGAAAAGAAAGAGGACAAGAUGGAGGAAAUGAGCUAAGAUGAUACUCAGGGACAGCGUGAAUGUUUUGGAGCACGGGGGUGGGGGGAGAACUAUAAAGUACACGGACACAGAAUAAUGAUGCAAAAACUAUAGAUUUGGCCCCUCGGAAGAGAGCGCAGCGGAUGCCACCAUGAGCGUUCAGUUACUGCUGUGUAUAAAAGUAGUUUGCAAGUGAACCUAUAGGGUGUCCAGGAAGACAUGAUGGUCGAGGAACAAACGUCCUUCUUAAAAGAUCCCCGCUGUCACUUUGGGGCAAACUGCAUGACAUAAACACCCCCAUUUUCCUUUCCACAAUGCGUUUUCAGGCCCAUCUUCAUACGGACAAUUGAAAUGAGCGAUUUCUGCCAUGGCGUCUCUCUUCUUCUUCUUUUUUCCUUUUUUUUUUUUUUUUUUUUUUUUUUUUAAUUCUGCAAAGCAGAAAAUCUAUGUUAUGUACAUAAAAUGCACAUUUAGUAUAUUCAUUUCAACAUGGCCUCUCAUAUUUAUUAGAUAUUGGUUUAUUUCUAAUUCAUUGUUUUCCGAGGGAUCCCGAGUCCCUACAGGUGAAUGGAUGGUGGUAUUUAUUAGUUUGUUUGUUUGGUUUUACAUGCAUAGUCAUGUUUUCUUUAUAACUUACCGUCUGAUAACAGAGUGUAGUCUUAAAGACAGAAAGUCUUCAUGCAAUGAAACCUUUGACAAUCUGACAUCAUUUUCUUUGGACACUGUACAACAGCAUGUGUUUGUAUGGGCCUGGUUAUUAUGGUAAACUUUGUGAAUUCA
Puntigrus tetrazona (Sumatra barb) is the source of this 3429-nucleotide messenger RNA. RefSeq names its product transmembrane protein 198b (gene tmem198ab). Gene Ontology annotation, cellular component: plasma membrane; cytoplasmic vesicle. NCBI's taxonomy places the organism in Eukaryota, Metazoa, Chordata, Actinopteri, Cypriniformes, Cyprinidae. The transcript has 6 exons. The coding region runs from base 794 to 1903 and encodes 369 amino acids. The record is from RefSeq and is a predicted model, not a curated record. Gene Ontology annotation, biological process: positive regulation of canonical Wnt signaling pathway.